Molecule: messenger RNA, 1036 nt
Organism: Arabidopsis thaliana (thale cress)
Lineage: Eukaryota; Viridiplantae; Streptophyta; Magnoliopsida; Brassicales; Brassicaceae
Product: Histone superfamily protein
Exons: 4
Coding region: 404-814 (136 amino acids)
Cellular component (GO): nucleus; nucleosome; chromosome
Molecular function (GO): structural constituent of chromatin; protein heterodimerization activity; DNA binding
Source: RefSeq, marked reviewed
AAAGUCAGCUCAGGCGAAGAACAGGUAUGAUUUGUUUGUAAUUAGAUCAGGGGUUUAGGUCUUUCCAUUACUUUUUAAUGUUUUUUCUGUUACUGUCUCCGCGAUCUGAUUUUACGACAAUAGAGUUUCGGGUUUUGUCCCAUUCCAGUUUGAAAAUAAAGGUCCGUCUUUUAAGUUUGCUGGAUCGAUAAACCUGUGAAGAUUGAGUCUAGUCGAUUUAUUGGAUGAUCCAUUCUUCAUCGUUUUUUUCUUGCUUCGAAGUUCUGUAUAACCAGAUUUGUCUGUGUGCGAUUGUCAUUACCUAGCCGUGUAUCGAGAACUAGGGUUUUCGAGUCAAUUUUGCCCCUUUUGGUUAUAUCUGGUUCGAUAACGAUUCAUCUGGAUUAGGGUUUUAAGUGGUGACAUGGCUCGUACCAAGCAAACCGCUCGUAAGUCCACCGGAGGUAAAGCUCCAAGGAAGCAACUUGCUACUAAGGCUGCUCGUAAAUCUGCACCAACUACUGGUGGAGUCAAGAAACCACAUCGUUACCGUCCUGGAACUGUUGCUCUCCGUGAAAUCCGUAAGUACCAGAAGAGUACUGAGUUGCUUAUCAGGAAACUGCCAUUUCAGAGGCUAGUCCGUGAGAUUGCUCAAGAUUUCAAGACUGAUUUGCGUUUCCAGAGCCAUGCUGUCUUAGCUCUCCAGGAAGCUGCAGAAGCAUAUCUUGUUGGUCUCUUUGAAGACACUAACCUUUGUGCCAUUCAUGCCAAGCGUGUGACCAUAAUGCCCAAAGACAUUCAGCUCGCUCGUCGUAUCAGAGGUGAACGCGCUUAAGCCAACCAAGAAUCCGAGAUUUGGUUCAAGUAGUUUUUGUUUUUUAUGAAAGCAAGAUCUUAAUUGCUGUGUUUUUUAAAUCUCUGGGUAUGUAGUAGUAAGAGUAGUAAGAAGUCUGCAAUCUAAGAAUGUUGUGUUCUUUAAGCUUAUUAUUAUGUGUGUUGCGAACUCUUUUUAACUCUUUUGUUAAAUUCUUAUGUUUUCUUAACUCGUUUGUUCGUC